This is a messenger RNA of Rotaria sp. Silwood2, 567 nucleotides long. The record is from the annotation of a GenBank genome assembly. Lineage: Eukaryota; Metazoa; Rotifera; Eurotatoria; Philodinida; Philodinidae.
AUGCCUCCAAAAAAAGGCAGAACAGGUGCAAAUAAACAAAGGCAAGAUAGCAUUAAUUCUGUUAAUGCAGAACAAGGUCAAACAACAGUAGAUGAUGUUCGAGGAACAAUGGCGAUGAGUCAUAGUCUGCGAACAAAGAAUUCUCUAGGAACAAAGACUUCUUCAGGAACAAAGGCUGGCCUGAAAAAGCAAUCAAAUUUUAGCACCGCUCCUCUAAUUUUAGAGGGCGUAAAGCUAAAUAAAUUACAAUUAAGUAACAUCAUUAAACAACAUUUAAAGAACUUACGAAUUUCUGAUAUUCAGCUAAGUCGAACGGGAAUUUUCACAAUAUAUGCAGUCGAUGCCAACUCAUUUAAUCGUCUGUUAAAUGAGCUGACACCAAUUCUUGCAACAAAUGGACAGGCUACAGCCAAGAUCUAUGUGCCACGAUCCAUUCAACGUAUUAAAGAUACGGAAAAAGUCGCGUUUGUUAAAAACGUCGACAUAGAAAUUCCUGAAAGUCGAAUAACUGAAGGAUUGAAGGAUGUUGGCCUCGAUGUUGUUGAUGUUGUUCGACUAACGAACUAG